CAAAACAGGAUACGAGGAAUUACUGUUGCUGACUCCCAUCAACAGUUCGCAUGCAUGGACAUUUGGGCUCAAGAGCAAGAUGGUAAAUGCCGAAUGCAUCCGAAAGAGUGGGACCUGUAGAGGUGUCUUUUACGGAGAUGAUCCUUUCAAAUUUAUGGAGCCAGUUUUCCUGUUACAGCUCGCCAUAAGCUCUCUCCUCACAAACUUCUGUCAGCUCCUUUUCAGGCCAUUGGGCCAAACCUCUAUCAUCGGCCAGAUCAUGGCUGGUUUAAUUGCAGGGCCCUCAGCUCUUAGCCGAAACUCAAUCAUUAAGGAAAAGGUGUUCCCACAACCAAGUCAAUAUGUGCAGGAAACCUUGUCUCUGUAUGGCAGUGUAUUCAUCUUCUUUCUUGCUGGAGUGAGAAUGGACAUGGGCACGAUCAAGAACUCGGGAAAGAAAGAAUGGUCUAUCGGCCUCACGACAUUCUUCCUUCCGUUGCUCUUAAGCGUGCCCAUUGCCGUUGCAUAUAAGAAAAUCAGUUCCCUCGAUAAGCUUUUGAGAAACAACCUCGCCUCAAUUGCAUCUCUCUUUUCCACCACUUCGUUCCACGUCGUGGCUAGUGUCUUACACGAGCUCAAGCUCCUCAAUACUGAAGUUGGUCGCUUAGCUAUGUCUUCGUCCAUGAUCAGUGUCCUGCUUAGUUGGAUCUUGUUAGAUCUUGGCGUGACAUUCAAGCAAACCGUAAUGAAGGGAUAUGGAGUGGGCGUGUUCUUUAAGUUGAUGGCAUGUAGCGUGGUCGUGGUGCUCUUUAUCUACUAUAUUAUGCGACCCAUCAUGCUUUGGAUGGUCAGACGGACGGAAGAAGGGAGACCCAUCAAGCGGAGCUACCUCUAUUCUCUCGUUAUCUUGAUUCUAGGUUGUUGUUUCCUGAGCGAGGCAUUGGGCAAGCAUGUGGUCUUUACGGCCGCAUUUCUAGGCGUGUGUGUUCCAGGCGGACCACCUCUGGGUUCAGCCUUGGUGGAGAAGCUUGAUUGCUUCAUAACUGUUAUAUUAUUGCCGCUCUACUUAGUUGUGAAUUUUGAGGAUGUUGAUUUUUAUCACAUCAACGCUCGCUCUUUUUUCAUUAUCGGAUCUCUAUGCCUCAUUGCAUCCUUGGGAAAAUUCAUUGGAACCGUACUUCCUUGUUUCUACUUCGACAUUCCAUUAAAAGAAUCUAUCCCGCUUGGGCUCGUUUUGAGCACUCUCGGCUUGCUUGAUCUUCAGUUUUACAAAUCCGCACAAGUGCUUGGGUAUUUUGAUAGCUCAAUUUUUGGUGCGAUGAGUAUAUCAAUAAUAAUGGUGACAGGUUUCGUUGCGCCUGUGGUUAGAGUGAUUUACAAUCCAUCAAACAAAUAUAGAGGCUACAAGACACGGACCCUUCAGCACAACAACCUCCAGACCGAACUUCCAAUACUCGUCUGUGUCCACAACCAAGAAAAUGUUCCUGCCCUUAUCAACCUCCUUGAGGCCACCCACCCCGUCGAAGAACACCCCAUGGCCGUCUACCUCCUCCAGCUUGUCGAGCUUGUCGGCCUUUCAGCCCCAAUCCUCAUCCCUUAUCAACCUGCCAAAACCAGUGACUCUCAACGCUCUGGACGUGCCAUUUUCAAUGCUUUUAAAAUCUUCCAACGAAAUAACCCAGGAGUGAACACAAUGCAGGCCUUCACAAGCAUAGCCCCUUACGCUACAAUGCACGAUGACAUAUGCACUCUCGCACUGGACAAGAAGGUUUGCUUCAUCAUCGUCCCUUUUCACAAGCAAUGGCACCUUGAUGGUGAGGUUGAGUCGGUGAGUCGUAGGAACGUCAACCAAAACGUCCUCAUGAAGGCGCCAUGCUCCGUCGGGAUGCUCAUCGAUCGUGGAACCUUGACUGGCCGUAGAUCUAUUUUAGGAAGUUGGGCCUACUUUAGAGUUGCAAUGAUAUUCCUAGGAGGUGCUGAUGAUCGUGAAGCACUAUCGCUUGCAAUGCGUAUGGCUCAGCACCCGAAAGUUAAUCUCACAGUGAUCAGGUUGGUUCCGAUCGGUGACAAUAUGCUCGUCAUGGAUGAAAUGGAGAGGAUGUUGGAUGAGGAAGUGAUUAGAGAGUUUAGGCUUUCCACUAUUGGUUACAGUGAUCGUGUUCUCUAUAGAGAGGAGGGAGUGACAGAUGGGAUCGGAACCAUCAAUUUGAUUCGGUCCCUUGAUAACUCAUUUGAUCUCAUUCUGGUGGGGAGACGCCAUGAGAAGGAUUCACCAUUCUUGGAAGGAUCAGUGGAAUGGGAUGAGUUUCCAUUUAUUGGAUACAUUGGAGACAUGAUCAUUUCAACAGAUUUCAAGCGCAGAGUCUCGAUUUUGGUGGUGCAACAACAUGACUUUGCAUCUCAAGUUGCAUUAGGUAAAGCUAAAGCUAGAUUUCGCCAUCUUUACAGUUGUGACAUGCCAUGAAAACCUUUUUGAAUUGUAUAGUACUGGGAAUGUAUUGAUACUAAUCUCAUAGAAGACAGAGAUAAGAGAAUAGUUUAGAAA
Messenger RNA from Macadamia integrifolia, 2524 nucleotides. Its product is annotated as cation/H(+) antiporter 15-like. Gene Ontology annotation, biological process: regulation of pH; proton transmembrane transport. The coding region runs from base 80 to 2443 and encodes 787 amino acids. Gene Ontology annotation, molecular function: antiporter activity. The transcript is spliced from 3 exons. The record is from RefSeq and is a predicted model, not a curated record. NCBI's taxonomy places the organism in Eukaryota, Viridiplantae, Streptophyta, Magnoliopsida, Proteales, Proteaceae. Gene Ontology annotation, cellular component: endomembrane system; membrane.